GGAUGGGUAAACCCCGUUUUACUGAAAGUUUUAUGAUCUCUAGUGAAAACCUCACGGUGAACCUGUGUGAGUGACGCGCGCCCCCGACGCUCCGAAAUGCAGCGCGCGCUCCUCAUUAAAUGCUCUUGAUCCCUCGCGCCACCACAACAGAUUUGUCACGGGCCGCGAGCCGAGUUUACAUUCAGCGCACGGAGUGACAACACUCAGCUGCCAAACGCACACAAUCACGGCGAGGAGCGCGGCGUAAUGGCGUCUGUGAGCGUGGUGGGGCAGCAGCCCGGUCCGCACAUACUGGACUCGGAACCGCAGGUCCUGCUCUUCAAACUCUCCGGCACCAAGAAGAAAAUCACGCUGCCGAGGAGGAAGUCUUCCUGGGAGAAGAUGAUGCUCGCCAGGAGCGGCGGAGAGAGCUGCUCGGACCCUGCUGAGGAGGAGCCGCGCAGUCACCCGGCUUUCCGGCGUCCAGGACCAGCUGGAGGGAUGGUGCCCGCUGGAGGAUGCGGUGCCACGGCCGGCCUCGCUGCGCCACGUAGCCCCGCGCAGGAUGGAGAUGCGGUCAGCCGCGGCGGCGUGGCCCCGGGGAUGACCGGGCACAUCACCAAUGGCUACGUGAACUGUGACUCAAACCAAAACACGGGUUGUCCACGGGGGGGCUCGCCGGAGGAGCCUGGAGUCCGUGCCAUGCCGAGCGGAACGAGUCGACCGAGAAGAGAACACCGGCACCGCGACGCGUCGCACGGCAGACGCGGCUCCCGGAAUGGAGACGGUCACAGCGGACACCAGAGCGUCUCCUCCCCCGGAGCGCGCCGCGGGUUGCCGCUGGAGCGGCUCACGCAGGGCAAGACCGGGGUGGUGAAGCUGGCGCGCGCAGAGCCCCACCGCAGGGAGGCCUGGUCCAUCUUCCCCCGGGAAAUGGACCCCCGCGUGAGGGCGGAGAGAGGCGAAGGACACCGGUUCGAGACCAAGCCGGUGAAGCAGGACUGGUGCGACGCGUGCAGCAGGCAGAUCACAGCGCAGGGACUCAAGUGUCAAAACUGCAGCUACACUUGUCAUCUGGAGUGUGAGCGUCAGGUCCAGCUCGACUGCAACCGGAGGGACAGAGAAAAGACAGAAAAAAGCCCAGAUCCCAAAGGCCGCUGCUCUUCCUCUCCCCCCUCCUCCUCCUCCUCGUCCUCCUCCGCAGCUCCUCGAUGCAAGCAGAGUGAAGGAGUCAAGGAGGAAGAGGAGAGGGGCGCCAAGCAGCUGUCAGAGGAAGAGGUCCGGGCCAAGAUAGAGUCCUACAACGCUCAAGUGUCUGAAAAUGGCAUGAACCUGGCUGCAGACGGAUCCUUCACCGGCUUCAUUAAGGUCCACCUGCGACUCAGUCGACCGGUGACGGUGGAGGGCAACCGGGGGCGCGCCCCGUCGGACGACCCGGACGGAGAGAAGGGGGAGCGUACGGAAAAGAGGACGUCCUUCUACUUACCAUCCGACUGUGUGAAGCAGAUCCACAUCGGCUCUCUGACCACGACCAGCGAGGUGAUCCAGGGCCUGCUGAAGAAGUUCAUGGUGCUGGACGACCCGCGGAAGUUCGCGUUAUACAGGCAGACGCACAGAGACGGACAGGACUUGUUCCAGAAGCUCCCUCUGUCCGAGCAUCCUCUUGUCCUGAGGCUGAUAGCUGGACCAGAUGCUGAGCAGCUCACCUUUGUCCUAAAGGAAAACGAGACUGGAGAGGUUGAGUGGCACGCGUUCUCCGUCCCCGAGCUUCAGAACUUCUUGGUCAUCCUGGAGAAGGAGGAGGCGGAGCGCGUCCGGGCGGUGCAGCAGAAAUACACCAUUUACCGACAGAAGCUCCAGCAGGCCCUUCAGCAACAAGGCCCGUAACCCACCCCCCCUGUCCCCUGGUGUGUCCGGCCCGGGGGAUCCACGGACCUCUAGGACACAGAGCCAAGGACACCCUGUGAUAUAAAGAAAGUGGAGCCUGAGCUGAACUCAUCUUUGGACUCCUGGUCUUUAAACAUUCAGACACAGACAAGUGACUCACUGAUGCAUAUACUUUCUCAGGUCAUACGCAGGCUCCCUUACUCGCCCCCCCCCCCCCCCCCCCAGUUGUUUACCCUACCAAGGAAGACCUGGAACUGCAACUCCUCCUUGAGAUCUCAUUUGUGACUGGUGUGAAUAAGCAAUGGUUUUUAACGUUUCCCCUUCUCUCCUGCUACAACAACAACAACAACUACUGCUGCUGCUGCUGCUGCUGCUACUGCAAGUGUUACUUAUGCAUGAGUCUCUCAGCUCAUCCGGCCUGCACAUAGGAUUAGGAUUAAAAACAGAAGGCAUGAUUACUUUUAGCUGCAUCGAGCUGGAGCUGAAGGACAAUCAGACUGUGUGUUUGUUUGUUUUUUCUUAGAAAUGAUAUGUCGGAUAUCAUCCAUCUUUUUUUUUUUUUAUUAUUCUGGAUUUGCAGAUUUGAUCAGGAGAGAUCAUGAAGCAGAGUGCUUAGUUUUACUGCACACCCACCGCAGCCCCAUUCUGCCGCCACCGUGUUCAACAUGUGUUUAAAUGUUUGUAUCAUGCGUGAAAUGAUCUGAAAGUAGGAAAGAGGUUUGUCGUGUUCCUCCUCCAGUACCCAACAUGUUCACCAAUGGCAGAUAUGGUUAGUUUCCUUUUUGUCUGUUUGUUGCCUAAAUUCACAUCAAAGACCCAACCUGGCGUGAUGCUUAAAGAGGCAGCCCAUCUUACCUUUACUUGCAAACCCACCGCUGCUGCUUUGGGGUCAUGUUUGUAUGUGAGAGGACAUUUACACCUACGCGUACACUGACAGGUUUUUUUUGCUGAGAGGAUUUCAAUUAGACUGCAGGGAGGUGCUAUAUGUAAAAAAAAAUAAAAACAAAAAAAUACGGAAUCAGCUUCUGUUUUGCACAUGUUGAUCCAGGCCACACUUCUGAGGCUGGCAUGCAUUUUAGUUUAUCUUCCUAGCCCUACAGAGGAAAAAGAAAAGAUAUUUAAAAAAAAUGAAUAAUAAGGGUUUGGAUAUGUUUGCAAUGCAUAUGAAUUGUGUAGACACUGGAAACAAAGAGAGAGACAAGAUUUAAUUUAGUUGCUAAUAUGAUUUUUUUUUUUUCGGGGGGGGGGGGGGGUGCAUCAUUCCUGCUUACUGGUGUGUGUGUGUGUGUGUGUGUGCGUGUGUUCAUCCUGCCUACUGAGGAUUCAUUUCAUUGGUUCUCACUUUUCUGUUUGUUAUAAUCCGCAGAGGUGAGGCCUGUUGGCCCCCGAGGACGUGCUUUUCCUGUAAAACCCGCACCUGUGUGUUGCUUUCCUCACAACCCCUGGCUGUUCCUGCUGGCAGUGCCUUUUGUCUCAUGUGUUUUGUCCGUAACGUGGGUGUCAGCACACGCACAGGUGCCUGAAAGGGUUACGUGUGUGGGUCCCUCUGCAUGUGUGCGGCUAUGUUUCUGGGGUGGAGUGGCUCUACCGCUUUGAUUUUUAUGAUGCUUUAUUCCCAUUCUCAUAAAUGCUCCCAUUCCCACCCCACACCCAGCGAAUCCCAUGUGGAAGGGUGUGUGUGUGUGUGUGUGUGUGUGCGUGUGUGUGUGUUUUAUUUAUUUCAUGGUUCACAACCAUCCAUGUGAAAUUAUGUAAAGGGUGUCGCUUUAUUUUUCCAAUUUAUUUAGUUUUACUUGUACAACUGUGUAUAAAUAUGUGACUAGACCUGUACAGAAAUUUAAAUGAAAUAAAAGAGGAACCUCUUUAUUGAAA
Molecule: messenger RNA, 3738 nt
Organism: Fundulus heteroclitus (mummichog)
Lineage: Eukaryota; Metazoa; Chordata; Actinopteri; Cyprinodontiformes; Fundulidae
Gene: rassf5
Product: Ras association domain family member 5
Exons: 6
Coding region: 247-1866 (539 amino acids)
Biological process (GO): signal transduction
Cellular component (GO): nucleus
Source: RefSeq, a predicted model, not a curated record